GCCUUUCUAGCUUGCUUCACUUUAAUUGUUUAAUUUAUUUCUUGUUGCUAAUCACUACUAAGCUAAUUGCCUUUUGUUAAUUACAAUGGGGUUUCGUUGCUUCCAUCUAUUGCCUAUAUUUGCCAUCCUCAUUAUUGCACAAGGAGUUACAAGCCAAGCAGCUUCAUCGUCCGAAGAAUAUUGGGAAAAAAUGUUGCCUAAUACUCCAAUGCCCAAAACUAUUGAGGACUCCCUCAAGACUGAGGGUAGAGUUGGAGUCAAUGUAGGAAACCAUGGAAUUGAUGUAAGAAGUGGAAAACCAAACACAGGAUCAACCAAUAUUCAUGUGGGUAAAGGAGGAACAUGGGUAGAUGUCCAUCCUAAAGGAAACCCAUUUCUCUACAGAUAUGCUGCUACACAAACCCAACUCAAAGAUAACCCAAACAUAGCCUUAUUCUUCCUCCAAAAAGAUCUAAAACCAGGAACCCAAAUGAACUUACACUUCACCAAAUCCCCAAAUGGAGCAACCUUAUUACCUCGAAAAAUCUCUGAAUCAAUCCCCUUUUCAUCAGACAAUAUCCCACAAAUUUUAACUCGAUUCGAUGUAAAAUCGAACUCGAAUGAGGCCAAAGUCAUGACUCGAACAAUAAAAGAAUGCGAGGCUAAAGGAUUGGACGGAGAGGAUCAAACCUGUGCAACAUCCUUAGAAUCAAUGGUUGAUUAUGUGAUUUCUAAAUUGGGUAAAGAGCUGGACACAAUCUCAACCAAUACCGGGAAACAAGAAGAGAUUAAGACGCAAAAGUAUGUUUUUACAGGAGUUAGGAAAGUGUCAGAACAUAAAGCUGUGGUGUGUCACAAAAUGGACUAUGUUUGUGCAGUUUUUUACUGUCAUAAAACAGAGAAGACUAAGACUUAUAUGGUUUCUUUGAUGGGUGUUGAUGGUACUAAAGUCAAAGGUGCUGUUAUAUGUCAUACUGAUACAUCUAAAUGGAACCCUAAACAUUUGGCCUUUCAUGUGCUUAAGGUUGAACCAGGGAGUGUUCCUGUUUGUCAUUUUCUUCCUGAAGAUCAUGUUGUUUGGGUUCCUAAGUAAGUGUUUUAUGUGUUGGAUUUCAUGGGUUUGAUUAUUAUUGUGUGUUUGUGGUGUUGGUUAUUGAAUAAUAGUGAUUAGUUAUGGUUUGGUUGUAUGUCCCUUUGGCAUUGUUAUGGUGUACUAAUGCUCAUAUGUGAUGUAAUAUAUGUAUGAUAUUUGAUAUAUAUUUAUAUUUUAUAUUCUAAAUUUGUAAUAGAAAUUGACAUGGUAUAAAUGUAUAUGUUAUAGCUUCAA
Molecule: messenger RNA, 1306 nt
Organism: Amaranthus tricolor (Joseph's coat)
Lineage: Eukaryota; Viridiplantae; Streptophyta; Magnoliopsida; Caryophyllales; Amaranthaceae
Product: BURP domain-containing protein 3-like
Exons: 3
Coding region: 86-1072 (328 amino acids)
Source: RefSeq, a predicted model, not a curated record